Amphiprion ocellaris (clown anemonefish) is the source of this 4631-nucleotide messenger RNA. RefSeq lists its product as uncharacterized. The record is from RefSeq and is a predicted model, not a curated record. NCBI's taxonomy places the organism in Eukaryota, Metazoa, Chordata, Actinopteri, Pomacentridae. Bases 485 to 3790 code for a protein of 1101 amino acids. The transcript has 11 exons.
GCAACGAUUUAAAGAUAAUUGUGAAUGCUCCUCUAUAGGAAUCCGUGUUUAAUUAUUUUUUGGAUGACAGUCUAAUGCAGUUUCCGGUCUUUAAUGACCCUGUAAAUGACUGAGUUACGGCUUAGUGUCAUGUAGCUUCGCAACGGUCGGUUGAUUCGAACUGCUGCAAACAUGAAGUACUUUAGUUCAAGCUUAAACAGAAUGAGCAGCUGUUUUCAAAUGGACUGCUCUUUGGUUGAUAGAAAAUACCCUGAUAACUGAUCACAGCGCAUGAAAUCAUAUUCACCUCCAUUGUAAUUGUGCGAAUUUGCAACGAUUUAAAGAAAUUAGGCAGAAGUCUUAUUGACAUAUUUUACAACCCUGGAACAAACCCGUGUGUGUAUCUUUUUGAUACUCCAAGAAAGUUGAAAAUUGAAUAGUUUUUGGACCUAUCUCUGGGGAACUAAAAAAGACUCCAAGCAGCAAACUUUGAUGGUUAUGGAGAAUGAUGGACAACCCAACAGCAAAUAAGAGCCACGUACCCUGUCAGUCGUGGGCGGGCCAGAAUGGCUGGUCAACAACUUCAUCUCAAGGAGCCCACAUCAACCCGCUCACCAGCUCUCAGCAUCUCAGACUGGGCAUGGCCUCGAACCAGAGACCCUCCUAUAACCACCUGCAGGCGUCCGAUCAGAGUUGUAUGAGUGAUCUGAGCACCUUACCUUCCAGAAACAGCAUCCAUCACACUCCCCUGUACAGAGCUCCUCAAGUUGGCAGUGUUUCAUCAUCCACCUCACUGUUUGGCAACACUUCUAUCCCGAGUGCGUCUCACGUUACUUCCUUUGCUCAGCAAGGCCCUCACGCUUCAUCAAUGCCGAUAACUGCAAACCAAGGAAAAAACAUGCCCACAUCAUCUCAUCCCCAAACAAACCAAAGACUGCAGCCUUGCAGACCCCAGAAUUUAUCACUUCUAUCGCAGCACGAAGUGUCAUUUCAAACCCCAUUAACCAGUCAAGGUGUACCAAACGGACUACAGGAUCUGACGGUCAGUCUGCCAUCGUAUGGGGAACAUGAGCAGCCUCAGUGGACACCUUCAUCCCAUUGUAGGGGAGCUGUAAACGAGUCUGUGCCAGAUACAGGUGUCCAUUCUGACAAAGAGCCAUUACAAGAGGGGAAUAUUCUCCCAAUGAUGAGCAAUGAUGGACGACGUUCAGUACUUUUACAUCAGCGUGCACAACUGCUUAAACAACUGGCAGAGAUGGAUAAAAUUCUGGACUCAAUACCUCCAGAUGACAGCGGUGAUGGACACUCUGCACACACAGCUGUUCAGUCUUCUCCAUCAAUGGAUGAUUCAUCUCGAUGUGAACAGACGAAAACCAGUGACCCGCACCAAGUUCAGCUGUCUGCUGAGAAGUCACAUCGUUCAGCAGAUUGUUCAUCCCCUCCAUUCUAUGAUGACGAAAAUGAGACCUAUGGUACACUAGAGGAUCCAAUGUCGGCAGAGGAAUCAGUGAAAGAGGAUGAUUCUUCAGCUGAGUCGUGUGAUGACAGCGAUCCCGAUUACUUACCUGACAGUGAUGGUGACUGCCCUGAUCCCCCGUCCAAGACCGAGGACUGUUCCUCAGACGAAAUCAGCCACGGCAGUCCCUCAACCCCCACGGAUGAAACGCCUCCUCGCCCAGGGAAAAAGGGUGGCAAAUCAGAAACUUCUGAGUCUAAGGAAGAAAGUGUCACACCUACAAAAAAGACACGUGAAACCAGUCGGAAGAAGCUUUCAGAAACUCUCAUAAUGCCAUGUUCAAAUUCAAAAACCCAGCGUGUUUAUGACAAGAAGAGCUACUGUUUGUUUUGCACAAAGCCAGUGCUCAAAAUUUCACGUCACCUGGAGAGACUUCACAGCGACAGAGCAGAGGUUGCCGCAAUAUUUCAAUAUCCCAAACAUUCCAGAGAAAGACGAAAGAUAGUGAACAAGCUAAUGAAUCAAGGAAACUUUGAACAUAAUAAAAUUGUUUUGAAAACUGGAAAGGGACAACUGGUUGUACGAAAAAGGCCAAAACAAACUGCACAAGCCCAAGACUAUCUCCACUGUCUUUACUGUCAAGGUCUUUUUGGAAAGAAAGCUUUGUUCAGACACAUGAAGAAAUGCCCGGAGAAAGAGAAAAAUGACAUUGAUACAGACUACAGAAAAAGGCGCAUUGCAUCACGAUGUAUGCUUCAAACUGUCAACUGUGCAGACCUCGGCAUAAAUGAUACCCUUAAGAACAUAAUUGGUGACAUGGUGAACGAUGAAGUGACACAAGCCAUCAUAGACGACAGGAUCAUCUUGCAAUAUGCAGAGCAAAUGUUUGAUAAGUAUGGCCGUGAUGUUAAGAAGCAUCAUUACAUACGACAGAACCUUCGUCAAGUGGGAAGACUUGUGCUCGAGGCUCAGAAGAUAACCCCUAUGCAGAGCUUGGAGGACUUUUUUCACCCCUCAAACUUCCGUCACGUGGUGUCUGCAGUGAACGUCCUGGCAGGCUACGACUCGGAGCACAAAACCUACAGCACGCCUUCACUUGCACUCAAGCUCGGUUACUGCCUGCAGAAGACGUGCGGCAUUGUUGAGGCCAACGCGGUGAAGAGCGGCGAUACAAAAGUGGCAGAGUCUGCAAAGAACUUCAUCUCUGUGUAUCAGAAGAAAUGGAAUAAGCUCAUUUCUUCAGGUGCAUUAUCAGCUCUGAAAGAAACUAAAUCACGCACAGAUAAGGAGGUGCCUUUGGCUGAACAUGUGAAACGCCUGCAGUUCCACCUUGAGAACAGUCAUGUCGCUGCUGAGAAGAAACUCAGAGAGAGCCCUUCAGCAGAUGCCUACGCUGCACUGGCCAAAGUGAUACUGGUUCGGACGAUCAUCUUCAACAGGAGGAAACCUAGAGAGGUUUCAUCAGUUCAUGUAACAGCUUUCAUGUCCCGGAAGAAGUCAGACGUGCCCGAUGACAUGGACGUGUCCGUCUCAGAUUUGGAAAGAACAAUGUGUAGGUUCUUCACUAGAGUUGACAUACGAGGAGACUGCGGGAGAAAAGUCCCUGUUUUACUAAAGCCCUCAUUUAUCUCAGCGUUGGAGCUUCUCGUUAGUGUUCGCGAAGCAUGUGGGAUCCCCAGUAAGAACCCCUUUGUCUUUGGCCGACCAAAUGCUCUGACUGCCUACAGGGGCACAGACUGCAUCCGAAAAUUUGUCAAAGAAUGUGGAGCCCCAAACCCCGAAGCACUGACCUGGAGAAAGAUCCAGAAGCAUUUCUCAACAAUGCUGUUGCUGAUGAACCUGGAUGAAAACGAGGCCGACCAAAUUUUAGGCCCCAAUAAUCAAGUCCAGGUCCUACGACAGAACAGCGAUGCGACGCUGGAUGAUUCUGGAAUGGAGGUUGGAGCGAGAAUACAACCUGGGAGAACAAAACCAGCUGCGUCUUGGGAUCACAGUGGAAGCUCCAGUUCGGGCAACAAAUUUUAUCAUCAACAAGCGUGUGGAGUAACGACAAGCACCAACACAACCACACCUUCCAAAUCUGUCGGAUCAGGACAACAAGGAAAUAAAGACGCCUACUAUAAACCCAAACAGAAAUGGGAGGAAGCAGAGGUUCAAGCGGUUGAAAGACACUUGAUGAGUUUCAUUCGAAGACACAAGGUGCCUCAGAAAGACGACUGCAUCCAGUGUCUGGAGGCCGAGCCUAAAGCGCUGAAGACCCGUUCCUGGAAAGGUGUAAAGGACUACGUCAGAAACAGGAUCACUGCCCUGCUAAGACAAAGUGGUCACUCCCGCAAAGCAUCCAAAAAGACUUAAGACGUGCGGGCAAGGGGAACCCCGGCAGAGAAGUGGAUGUGAUUUGUCGUCGAUUGCUAAACCUGUUUUGUGCAACUUUAGCCACUUCUGUUUACUAAUCGUUCAUGUUCCGUCGACAUUUGUCUUUUAUCUUGUCAUCAGUGUCCACCUCCGUCUUUUUUUGCAACAUUACAAGCAUCAUGGCCAAGAAGAAGCUGAUUUUUGAUCAUUUUGUAUUUUUGCGGUGAAUGGGUUGCAGCUGUUCUCUGUCCCUGCUCUUACUUCUUAUGAUUACAAAUUUUAUUUAGUUUGUUUCAUUUUGUCAAGUUCGUUUUGCAGAGAUGGUUCGGAAACACUUAUGAAUGAUCAUGAGGAUGUUACACAGAUUCCGCCGAUGGCAAAUUGUUGAGAUUGACCAAAUUAUGUGGUGUACAGUCUUUGGUUGCUCGGUUUGGUAUACUGGCAUGUGGUAAUUUGUUCUACUUUACCAAAAAUAAAGUAGCAGGAAUAAAAUUUUAGCAGUUUUUAUGAACAAAAAGAUGAGUCGUGUUAACGCAGUGAGUUGAGCUACUCUAAUUCUGGUAUCUUUGCAUGUAUAAAUCCUACCGGCAGUGGAAGAUGUCUGUUAUUUGGUCAACAGUAGCAGCAGCAGCAAAGACUUCAAUUUUUAGUUGCCUAAAAAUACAAAAGUACUAGCAACGGAAUGCAUUUAAAAUUUCAAAGUAAAAGCAUUCAUUUGGCAGGUGCUUACACUGUUAUAUUGAUAUUUCUUAAAGGCGAUUGGUUCUAAAAACAUGCAAACAAUGUUUGAAUGUUGUAGCUUGUCAAGGAGGACCUAAUAUAUUUAUACCUCUGGGAUUAA